GCGUGGGUGACUUCACUGAUAUAUACAUCGGUGUCGUCGGUACCUGGGUACCGUGCCUCGACGUCGUAUCCUCGACGACGCGCGUGACUCAUCUCACCGAGAGGGAACCUCCUGCGGUUGGAGACAGUGGAGCCAUCGGCGACGCUUUCGUGGCGCCUCAGUGACCUCUCGAUUCUACCUUAACAAAUACUCUUCCUGGACGAAAUCAACAUGAGUAGGAGCAACGAGAGCGGUAUAUCGUUAGCAACGCCGCCGGCGAUUCAUGUUGGGCCUAUCGUCACACCAGGGUCCAAUGAAACUAUUUCCAUCGUGAUACCGUUAUCAGCACAGCUGACCACAAUGGCUAGUCAGAAAGUCGACAAGAAUAGUAAGGAUUAUGGCAGUGAUACAAAACGAGCAGUUCCAGUAAUUGUCAAUCCUCCUCGAAGUCCGAGGAACAGGACAUGUGGAAAAGGUUGUCCUUUUCCCACAUGCAUGCGAUAUGGACGAGCAUUUUCUAGAUUGCACGAUUUGAAGCGGCACAUAGCUCGGCACGCGAUGCGCAAGGAAAAGUUGCAGCAAACUGAACAAAAAGUCGAUAUCGAAAACGCAACGAGCGAUGCGGUUUUACAAGACGCUCUUCUGCGCGAUACGGAAAAUAAAGGUGGAUAUCCUUGUCCGCGAUGUACGAAGAGGUACAACGAUGAGGAUAAACUCAAAGCUCAUAUGGUCUCACAUGGCAAAACAACGCCAAAGAACAAUCACUUGAAGCAAGAGGAACAUACUAGGAAUGCGCUGCAGAGUCAAGCGAUGAUAGAUAAGUCCUCAACAAUUGUGAAAAAUGAGGACGACUUUCUUCUGGAAGAGAUGCUGUUGAUAAAGAAGGAUCCUCGAAGAACAGAUAAAAACGAUUCGAAGAUUAGGUGCGAUUACUGUUCAAAGACUUUCAAAACCAAGUGGACUCUGAGCUCCCACGUAGCCGCUCACGAAGGCCGUUUCCAGUUCGACUGUGGUCUAUGCGGUAAGAAAUUCGUCAGGAAGAGCCACUACGAGGGUCAUCUACGUUCUCAUGAGGCUGCCAGGCCGUACUCCUGCGAACAAUGUGGUAAAACGUUCAAAGAGCUCAAACAUCGUCGCGAACAUACCAAGAGAAAGCAUCCAAGUAAUCAGAGCGCAAUACAAAGUUUGUUAGAUAGCAUUGGACCGUGCGCGGCCGAAGAGACAAACAUUGAUCAGGCCAAAUUCACUUUAUUAAUGCCAGUAAAUUUUGGCGCAUAAGAAGAGUCGAAGAGGCCUUUGUCGUCUAAAAGAGAUUACUGUGGAUCCUUCAUGUUCAACUAAUUGUAAGAGUUUAAUUCCUCGAAACUUUUUCGGAUCGAUCCAGAUUAAAACAUUGCAUCCUUGGAACCUUGGGCCUUUUGUACUUUGGCUUUUUGGAACUUCGGGUGUUUGGAAGAUUCAAUCCUUGGAAUUUUGAUUAUUUAGAAGACGGAUUCCUUGAAACUGUGAAUGCUUGGAAAAUUGAAUUCU
Molecule: messenger RNA, 1509 nt
Organism: Mycetomoellerius zeteki
Lineage: Eukaryota; Metazoa; Arthropoda; Insecta; Hymenoptera; Formicidae
Product: oocyte zinc finger protein XlCOF6
Exons: 4
Coding region: 211-1257 (348 amino acids)
Biological process (GO): regulation of transcription by RNA polymerase II
Cellular component (GO): nucleus
Molecular function (GO): DNA-binding transcription factor activity, RNA polymerase II-specific
Source: RefSeq, a predicted model, not a curated record